Messenger RNA from Limulus polyphemus (Atlantic horseshoe crab), 935 nucleotides. Its product is annotated as B9 domain-containing protein 2-like. Gene Ontology annotation, biological process: cilium assembly. The record is from RefSeq and is a predicted model, not a curated record. The transcript has 3 exons. The coding region runs from base 1 to 537 and encodes 178 amino acids. NCBI's taxonomy places the organism in Eukaryota, Metazoa, Arthropoda, Merostomata, Xiphosura, Limulidae. Gene Ontology annotation, cellular component: MKS complex.
AUGGAACCUGUUGGGAAAACAGGAGGAGCCAUCAUAGGACCUUUUCUUAAAUCUAGUACAGGGAAUAGUUAUUUGUUAGUUGUAACAGAUUAUUUCAGUGGAGGGUGGCAAGUAUUAGAAGGUGCUAGAGAAGGACAAACUCAAGUGGAUAUUCCUCAUAAUGAAAAUACUGCUUAUUGGUGCCAUCCGGUUGACAUUCAUUUAACAACUAGAGGUCUUCAGGGAUGGCCAAAAUUCAACUUUCAGGUGUGGCAUCAGGAUAGGCAUAGUCGUUGUGAACUUUGGGGAUAUGGCCUGUGUCAUAUUCCUACUUCUCCUGGUUUUUAUCAGCUUGAGUGUGUGACCUGGCGACCUCUGGGUACCCUUCAAGAAGAAAUUUCCCGGUAUUUUCUUGGUGGUGGAAUGCAGUUGUGUAUUCCAGAUACUGUUUACACAGGUCUUGACAGAUAUCGCUUUCAAACAGUUGCCAUGGGCAAGGUACACCUAGAAAUUUCGGUUGUUUUUCGUAACUUUGAAAGCUUUGGCGUUGAAUAUUGACAAGAGUUUGCUAUUAAAGAAGAUAUUGUGAAAAGAUAACAGGUAAAUUUUAAUAGUGUUUCUAUAAUGUAUAGAAAUAAAGUAUUAUCACUUUAUAUAAAGCUUAUUGUAUUUGUAUUUUUGGUACAAAUCAUUUGAAGUUUCCCACACAUCAGAGGUAUUUUUUACAUAAGUAUGUGCUACAACAGAAAAACAUAUACUUAAAACAGAAGAGUGGUUAGAAACAUUCCUUGAAAUUUUCUGUAUGUUCUGAAGAUAGCAAGAAAAUAUUUCUUAAAAAUUUGAUAACUAUUAGUGAGGAACAAUAAAGUACAUAUUAAAUAGAAUUCUUAAAGAGUUUUUGUAGUUCCUAAGAUAACUUAAACAUGUACUGCCUGGAAAUAAACUCCUAAAAUUCA